UCAGUUUGACCAGACGGUCUCUGUCUCUAUUUUUCGAAAUUAUAUUUCUAUGCAUUUAUUUUCUUUGCUUUCAAUUUUGUAUAACAUAAUCGCACUGGCAGACGCUUCGACGCCGAGUUCGACAUGCGAUGUUGCACACCUGAACCCAAAUCGCGAUCGGAAGUUUAUCGACAGUCAACUGUAUUUCUUGACUUCUUGCAAUUGCUCAACGCAACUUGCUUUGGCUUCAAAUAACCUAAAAUCCUACAAGAUCAACUCAACUCAAUGGGAUUCCUACAUAGCUCUGUCGCAAUGGAAUGGCGGGGAGAAGAAUGAAGCGUGCUGGAAGUCGGUUGAUCGACAUUUUGCGUUCCAUUUUUGCGGGGUCUUUGGAGGACUCGAAAUCAAUCACGCUUGGGCUAUGCUGAAAGACUGCCAUGAGAGCCGAAAACAACCGACGUGCAUUUUAAAGUUUGUGGAGAUGCUGAGAGAUAUCGCUGAAAGCAAAACAACCAAAGCGUUCUGCCGUCGAUAUUAUCAUUACAUCAACAAUCGACUAACAAUAAUGAAUGUACCACUGGAAAAUUCCGAAUAUAUUAUGUUUUUUGACCAGAAACAGAAGCUGUUAGCUCUGAGAGUUGCGAAAUUUGCCGGUGAGGUUAAACCAGUAAUUUCACUCUCGGAGAUGGAAAAUGUAUUAAAUAAAUCUACAAUCGCUUGCUCCGAGUCCAAGAGAGCUGUAAAUGCAUGCGUUGUAGAAUUUUUCAUUUGUUAUACGAUGUUCACCGAGGCCAAUUGUACGGAAAAACACGAAAAUUGUGUUUCAAAAAGCAUGGCGUCGGCUGACUGCAAGGGAACCCUCACAUCAGUUUUAUGGAAUCGGAUUGAUGAUAUCUCUGCAAUUUUAUUUCUCAUUGCUUUCUUUGUUUUUGUGGGAGCUUAUGUUUUUUUUUCGCUCAAAAAGCGUACCGAGAAAAAGCGAAAAAUAUUGCAGGAUGGUUCUUUGGAAAUUUGAAACAUGGUGCGAAAAAAUUCUAAAAGUUCCAAUGUUUGCUAAACCUGUUUGAGUAAAGAUUUUUACUUCAAACAAAAGAAUUCUGACUUUUUUUACAUGUUUUUAAAGGAUUAAAAGGAUUAAAGGACGAUCCGUUUACCAAGUGCUAUGCACUGCGGAUCUGGGAUUCAGGUACACUCCCUGGUGGUGGUCCCAGGUCUUGCGCCCGCCGUAUUGCUGGCUGCGCUGUUUACAAAAGUGCUGACUGUUGUAAGUGUACAGAAUGAUGUUUUCCAGAACAACAUGCACAACGUUUGGUGUUUCUGCACUGCUUGGUCGUAUGAUGUCUCGUCAGGCAAUUUGCGCAUAACUUUUUGGUUCUGAUGAUUUGUCUGAAUUCUUCGCUCGUGAGCUCACAUCUCUUUGGAACGUGUGGUCCGGAGCACAUUGAACAAGUGGUAUUCUGGUUGAUUUCUGGUUGAUUGAAUCUGGUUGAUUGAAUGGGAAUGAGAAUGGCAGGAAUUGAAGCAUGCGCCCUUUCCUUGGCUUGUAAUGCUCUUCUACCCAUUCUCCUGAAAAUUUUUGAAAAUGUUGCUGUUUUUGUCAGCCAAUUCCCUUCAAAAUCACCUGGAUCUUGCUUCCCACCGCGACCACUGUUUCAAGUUGCUC
Caenorhabditis elegans is the source of this 1642-nucleotide messenger RNA. RefSeq lists its product as uncharacterized. The transcript has 7 exons. The record is from RefSeq and is marked reviewed. Lineage: Eukaryota; Metazoa; Nematoda; Chromadorea; Rhabditida; Rhabditidae. The coding region runs from base 50 to 994 and encodes 314 amino acids.